AUGGCCAAGUCAAAGAAUCACUCAACUCAUCACCAAGAGCGUAAGAACCACCGUAACGGUAUUAAGAAGCCAGUCUCCAAGCCAAAGGACUCUCUUAAGCACGCUGGUGUUGACCCAAAGAUCUUACGUAACAUCCGUUUGUCCCGUAAGAACAACAAGCGUACCCCAUACGUCCGUGGUGACUUGCAAGUCCAAAAGCCACACCCAACUGCUGCCCCAAAGAAGUAA
Molecule: messenger RNA, 228 nt
Organism: Cavenderia fasciculata
Lineage: Eukaryota; Evosea; Eumycetozoa; Acytosteliales; Cavenderiaceae
Gene: rpl29
Product: S60 ribosomal protein L29
Exons: 2
Coding region: 1-228 (75 amino acids)
Biological process (GO): cytoplasmic translation
Cellular component (GO): cytosolic large ribosomal subunit; ribosome
Molecular function (GO): structural constituent of ribosome
Source: RefSeq, a predicted model, not a curated record